Leishmania braziliensis MHOM/BR/75/M2904 is the source of this 801-nucleotide messenger RNA. RefSeq lists its product as hypothetical. The record is from RefSeq and is a predicted model, not a curated record. NCBI's taxonomy places the organism in Eukaryota, Euglenozoa, Kinetoplastea, Trypanosomatida, Trypanosomatidae. The transcript has a single exon. The coding region runs from base 1 to 801 and encodes 266 amino acids.
AUGACGCAACUACAUUCUGUCGCCAGCCUUGACUACGGCGAUGGCCGCACUUGUGUGUGCCGCAUCUGCGAGUGUGGCAAGCACCAGUGCCCCGGCAUCCACAUUCCGUUCGUUGGGGAGACGACCUACCGCGAUGAGUACGUUGGCAAGAACAUCGAGCGGGAGCGACCGCGCAGGGCCCGCCAGACGGUGUUCCCGGUCAAGGCAGAGCCCGGCCACUUCAAAACGACAAACCAGGAGGCAGCGGACUUGCUGAAGGGCAAGGAUCUGCGCCCGGCGGAGUCCUACAAGCCCCGAGAGGCUGCAGCAGCGCCGUUACCCUUUGAGGGUACGACAACCAACCGCGCCGACUUCCCAGGCUGGAUGCCCGAUUACAACCGUGCCAAGCGCAAGGAGAACCCGCUCCCGAAGCUGCCAGGCACAUACGCGACGACAAAGGGGGCGAUGGAGGAACCGGUCCGUGACCUGGUCGCGCAGGGUAAGCUGCCGAAGCCGCCAAAGAGCUUCAAGGCAGACGACACCCUGCAGAAUAGCCUCCCCUUCGACGGCAUUACGAACUACACAGCGGAGUACCAGCCGAAGGAGGUGCCGAUGACGCGCAGCGCCUGCCGCGACACCCAGACCGCCGCCCUGCCUGAAAACCGCGACUUCCAGACCACAGCAUCCAUGGCGUACCAGGUGCCGCCGAUGCACAUGCGCCACGACUGCCCAGCAGCCUUCGUGCCGGUGCGCCCUGCCUCGCGCGAUGGGCACAUCAAGCUCUCCGUCUACAAUAUCCCCUCUGGCGACACCAUGUACUAG